Molecule: messenger RNA, 658 nt
Organism: Nomascus leucogenys (northern white-cheeked gibbon)
Lineage: Eukaryota; Metazoa; Chordata; Mammalia; Primates; Hylobatidae
Product: keratin-associated protein 19-8
Source: RefSeq, a predicted model, not a curated record
UAAGAUGAGUGAGAUUUUUUUCAUGCAAUUGAAUCUAUGCCAUGAGAAGUCUACCCCACUAAUCACUGAGGAUGUAUAAAAGUCCCAGGGAAGCUGGUGAUAGUUGUACUCAGGAAACUUGCCCUUGACCUCCAAACACAUCUACAGUUGCUGAACCAUGAGCUACUACAGAAGCUAUUAUGGAGGCCUGGGCUAUGGCUAUGGAGUUGGUGGCCGGGGCUAUGGCUAUGGCUGCGGCUGUGGCAGCUUCCGCAGGUUGGGCUAUGGCUGUGGCUACAGAGGCUAUGGAUUCAGCUCCUGCCGACCAUUAUACUACAGAGGAUAUGGAUUCUCUACCUUCUACUGAAGAGUGAACUCAUUCUUUGGAUCACUAGAAUCUGUCUAUCAUCCUGACUUAAUUCUCCUUUCAGGUCUUUUUACCCCCUCUGUCAAUUGCGCAGUCAUUUUCUUGAUAAACCAGACAAAGCAGCAAAGGGUGCCUUGUGAACUCUUCAAAGUCAAGACUCAAUUCUGGCAGCAAACACAACAGAAUCAGUGGCAGCAGCAAGGGGAACCUGUAGAACGACCUAGAAUCCCACCUUUCAAGCUGUGAAUCCCUCUCUUCCCUUAUUAAUAUAUCAACAUGGCACCAACUCUUCUAUUUUAAUAAACUAAUUUU